Molecule: messenger RNA, 806 nt
Organism: Rattus rattus (black rat)
Lineage: Eukaryota; Metazoa; Chordata; Mammalia; Rodentia; Muridae
Product: histone H2A type 1-F
Exons: 1
Coding region: 1-393 (130 amino acids)
Cellular component (GO): nucleosome
Molecular function (GO): DNA binding; structural constituent of chromatin; protein heterodimerization activity
Source: RefSeq, a predicted model, not a curated record
AUGUCUGGCCGCGGCAAGCAGGGCGGCAAGGCUCGCGCCAAGGCCAAGACCCGCUCCUCCCGGGCCGGCCUGCAGUUCCCCGUGGGCCGCGUUCACCGUCUGCUGCGCAAGGGAAACUACUCGGAGCGUGUGGGCGCCGGCGCCCCGGUGUACCUGGCGGCCGUCCUGGAGUACCUGACGGCCGAAAUUCUGGAGCUGGCGGGCAAUGCGGCGAGGGAUAACAAGAAGACGCGCAUCAUCCCGCGCCACCUGCAGCUGGCCAUCCGCAACGAUGAGGAGCUCAACAAGCUGCUGGGCCGCGUGACCAUCGCGCAGGGCGGCGUUCUGCCCAACAUCCAGGCCGUGCUGCUGCCCAAGAAGACCGAGAGCCACCACAAGCCUAAGGGAAAGUAAACCAGUGAGCGAAGCGUUUUUAUCUUUGAAAGACCAAAGGCUCUUUUCAGAGCCACCACUUGUUCAUGUAAGAGUUGGUAACCAAACCCUGGUUUUACCUACUUUGUUGCAAGCCCAUAUCAAUCUUAGAAGCAUCAAACUAAUUCUGUUUGCUGGUUGGGCUAAAUCUUUAGCUGGUUUGUGGUUCCCGCAGAGAAAUUAUUGGGUAUCGCAGAAACAUGGCAGGUUUUUAUUUUUAUAGUCCGUUCUUGCAGUACUUUACCUAGUAUUUCUCAGUAGCAGCAGACUUAACGUCUGGGAUUGGGAGAAAGUACAUAGCGUUAUACAGGAAUUGCUGGGUAAGCCUUUACAAUGCAACAGCGUUCAGAGGCUAGUGGACGUGUAGUUCCGGUUAUAUGGCUGCUGGCUUUGUC